Tigriopus californicus is the source of this 2228-nucleotide messenger RNA. RefSeq names its product protein Malvolio-like. Gene Ontology annotation, cellular component: apical plasma membrane. The record is from RefSeq and is a predicted model, not a curated record. NCBI's taxonomy places the organism in Eukaryota, Metazoa, Arthropoda, Copepoda, Harpacticoida, Harpacticidae. Gene Ontology annotation, biological process: metal ion transport; response to manganese ion; manganese ion homeostasis. The transcript has a single exon. Gene Ontology annotation, molecular function: manganese ion transmembrane transporter activity; cadmium ion transmembrane transporter activity; iron ion transmembrane transporter activity. The coding region runs from base 491 to 2185 and encodes 564 amino acids.
UGAAAGUUGAAGCAUGGUGUUUCCCCAUCCACGGAUUUGAUUUCUCUAUCCUUACUGAGGACAAGCUGAUCUUUUUCCACAGCGUCAUUUUCUGUAGUCCCGAGGGAUUUGACCCUAAUCUUCCCUGUUGUCUCCAUGUUCUUUGAAAACAGGGGAAGAGUUGUAGUUGUGCACUCAUCAAACAAUAGUGAUCACUCGAUACGGUUACACACGAGUUCCUAUCCUGUUUAAGCGUCCGUAUCGAAACUCCCCUCAGCUGUUCCUGGAGUUUCACCUUUGUGUUCAUUCCCUGUUCAGACGUAGACAGUGCAAGGUCUCUUGCAAGAACGCGCUCAAUUCUCGACCAAAAAGCACAUGAUGUACUCGUUGACUAAUUGGAAGAACCAUAACAUUGUUCCAUGAAGAUGUCAGUACUCUCAGAGGAUCUUUUAUGACGAAACCAGCGAAUGUUCAGUGAAGAAGAAGUCAUAUCCAAGCCAAAGUUAUCCGAAUGACAAUGGAUCGUCAGAACAGCCGCCGAAGAAGUAGUGAUGAAACUUCACUGGAAGAAAGAGAACUCCCUAUGAACACAGGUUCUAUUCAGACGGCCCCUGCAGAUGAAUCCACUUUGAUAGCCACCUAUUUCGAUGAAAGGAUCCCAAUACCACAAGAAGAGGAUGGCGGAAGAUUCGGAGGUUUCAGCUUCCGAAAGCUUUGGGCCUUCACGGGCCCGGGAUUUCUCAUGAGCAUAGCUUACUUAGAUCCUGGCAACGUUCAAUCCGAUCUUCAAUCCGGAACAGUAGCUCAAUAUCGCUUACUUUGGGUCCUUAUGUGGGCCACUUUCCUUGGUUUGCUAAUGCAGAGAUUGGCCGCCAGAAUUGGCGUGGUCACGGGAAAGCAUUUGGCCGAGAUGUGUCACCGUCAAUAUCCCAAGGUUCCUCGGAUCCUUUUGUGGAUCAUGGUGGAGAUUGCUAUCAUUGGAUCCGACAUGCAAGAAGUCAUUGGAACCGCCAUAGCCAUUUACCUGCUGUCCAAUAAGGCAAUCCCUCUCUGGGGCGGAGUUCUUAUCACGGUGGUGGAUACCUUUACCUUUUUGGGCUUGGACAAGUACGGCCUCAGAAAGCUGGAGAUCUUCUUUGGAAUUCUCAUCACCACCAUGGCCAUAUCGUUUGGUUACGAGUACGUGGUCGUUGCUCCCGACCAAGGGAGUGUUGUGGAAGGUCUCCUCGUUCCGUGGUGUUCAGGAUGCGGUAACAAAGAGCUGUUGCAGGCAGUUGGAGUGAUCGGAGCCAUUAUCAUGCCUCAUAAUCUGUAUUUGCACUCCGCUUUGGUCAAAUCCAGGGAUGUUGAUCGUCGCAAACCAAGUGCAGUACGUGAAGCAAACUACUACUUCAUCAUCGAGUCGAUUAUCGCCCUUUUUGUGUCGUUUCUUAUUAAUGUAUUUGUCGUCAGUGUGUUUGCUGAAGGGCUGUACGGCAAAACUAAUGCUGAUGUCCACGAGAUUUGCUCCUUGGUCAACAACACCCAUGCCGAUGUAUUCCCGUCCAAUAACCAAACCGUCGAAGCAGAUAUCUAUAAGGGAGGCGUGUUCCUUGGCUGCGAGUUUGGCAUAGCGGCAAUGUACAUUUGGGCUAUUGGUAUCCUGGCCGCUGGUCAAUCCAGCACAAUGACGGGCACGUACGCUGGUCAAUUUGCCAUGGAAGGAUUCCUCAACCUGAAAUGGAAGCGAUGGCAACGAGUCUUGUUGACACGAACUGUGGCCAUCCUCCCGGCUUUCUUUGUGGCCUUUUAUGAACAGAUCGACGACAUGUCAAGGAUGAAUGACCUUCUCAAUUGCUUAAUGAGUUUGCAACUCCCGUUUGCUCUGAUUCCGACGAUCGCGUUAAGUGCGAAUAGAAAGUUAAUGGGCGAGUUUGCGAAUAGUUACGCAUCAAACAUUUUCUCCAUUUUUGUUUCCACCGUCAUCAUCGCAGUCAACAUCUACUUUGUCAUGAACUACGUGACCAAUCUCGGAAUCACAAAUGUCGUCUUCAUUCUAGCUGUGAGUGUCUACGGAAUACUCUAUCUUAUAUUUUGCGCAUACCUAACGAUUGACAUGACUUUGAAUAUGGGAAAUGGAGGCUUGAUUCUUAGCCGAUUUCCUGGCUUGAGAUCAUAUUUCAGUGCUGACUUCGACUAUGAAGAUCUAGCUGAACUCUCUGAAUAACGUGACCGAAGUUCCACUCUGAAAAUAAAUUAUCAGCCAGUUA